CCAACAAGAAAACCCGAAUCGGACUCAACUUAGAAGAUCAAAAAUAAAAAUUAUGCUAAUAACGUAAAAUAAAAUAAAAAGAAUAAAAACUACUAAAAGUCUAAAAUAUCUCUAACUUAACGUGAAACAUAAUCUUUGAACCACUCGGGUUUCCUUGCGCGCCUCGUCGACCGUCGCGGUUCCUCCCUCGCGACCUCCUCCUCGUCGUUGCUGUCCCCUUCGUGAUCUCUUAUCGCCUCUGGCAGCUUUGCUUCAGGUUGAGGCAAUGCGUAGAUGAAAAAUCAUACGCGACGUAAAGAGUAUUUUGUGGACACCUUGCGAUUGGUCGACACUCAUCACACGUCGUUACUUACUGCACCAGUAAUAGAGACAUGAUGACCACGUGCUUCAGUUACCAUCUUCUCCAAACAAAAUCAUAACUCCAUUUUAUAUAUAUACAUGCAAACCCACACCAAGCUAGGCAGAUCAAAAAAUUAGAACAAGUUCUCAAAUCUAGUACUCCAUAUAUUAUUUUUCUCAGCACUACCAUUUAUUCCAUCCCACACUCACAAAUAUAAUUGAGUUAUUCUCUCUCUCUCUCUCUCUCUCUUGAUAUGGUGACAUUAGAAACAUCUUUACUUCCAUCAAAGCUAAGGCUAUCCAAUUGCCCUUCCUCUCUUCUUAUCACAAGGAAAGACAAGAAGAAAGAACUAGUAGCCAGGUUGGUGGGGCCUGCAAUUUUUGAAGCAUCAAAGCUUAAAGUUGUGUACCUAGGGGUUAACAAUAAUCAAGAAAAAAUGGAGCACCAAAAACUUCCAAGAACUUACACACUCACACACUGUGACAUCAUCUCUAAGCUCACUCUUGCAAUCUCACAAACCAUCAACACCUCUCAGGUGCAAGGAUGGUACAACAAAUUACAAAGAGAUGAAGUGGUGGGUGUUUGGAAGAAGAUCAAAGGAAAAAUGUCACUGCAUGUGCAUUGUCACAUUAGUGGUGGACACUUUCUUUUGGACUUUUUUUGCGAAGCUCAGAUAUUAUAUCUUCUGCAAAGAACUCCCUGUGGUUGAGCGGUGAUGUUGCGGCGGAUGUUGAGUUGAGCCUUAAGAAAUUCCGGAUGCGUCAUGUCUUCAUACAUAUGCGUCUCCCUUUGACUCUCUUGAAUACUUAUUUUUCCGCUGCCGUGUUUGAAAUAAAUUUCUAGAAGUCUUCCGCACUAUUAAUACUGUUUUAUGACAUUAAGUAUUUUGAGGCUAAAAUAUGUUGCUUAACUUUUCAAUAAACUAAAAUAUUUCUUUUUGAAGUUAAUUGGGUUUUUCAUAUUUGCGUCCCCCUUUUCUUCCCCGCUCCUUAGUCCCCCCUUUGUCACGUUUUCACCGUCUUCACUAUCCUUAGUAAGGGCGGUCGUGACAGUCUAUGACUAUUGUCACAUGC
Molecule: messenger RNA, 1413 nt
Organism: Salvia splendens (bonfire salvia)
Lineage: Eukaryota; Viridiplantae; Streptophyta; Magnoliopsida; Lamiales; Lamiaceae
Product: protein STAY-GREEN 1, chloroplastic-like
Exons: 5
Coding region: 594-1049 (151 amino acids)
Biological process (GO): chlorophyll catabolic process
Source: RefSeq, a predicted model, not a curated record